GCCCAAAAAGGACUUAUUUAUCUAGUGUUCCCGCCAUUUUGAUACUUUAAUUCAUUCCUAUUCUGACCCUCAGAUCUCAACCACAACCAACCAACGCCUGCAAUUUCACGAACGAAGCACUCUCUCUCUCUCUCUCUCUCUCUCUCUCUCUCUCUAACCAGUUCUUAUUCUGUGUUUGAUUUUCACAGAGCGAUUUUGUUUGUGAAAUCUGAAAGAGAAAAAGUAAAGGUGUGUAGUACUCGAAAUGACCAAAGAGGAAAUCGAGAAUGGAACCGCAGACAUGGAGAUCGAUCAGCGCGAACUUAUGAACGGUGAUCGGAGCGAAUUGAACGCCGUUCCUGACGGUUUCAACGCCAAUUAUCUCAAAGUCUAUUACGGAAAACUAUUUCCGCAUGCAGAUAUAUUCAAAUGGAUGUCUUAUGGAAAUGAUGGGAAGCAUCCUGGCUGUGAUGAGUCCUAUUUCGGCCGGAGAGAAUUUUCGUUUACAUUAGAUAAUGACAUUUAUCUGCGCUUCCAGUCUUUCAACAGCGCGUCCCAACUUGAAAAUUCCAUCAAGGAGAAGUGUCCAUUUAAAAUAGAUAUUGGGCCAGUGUACAGCGUUGAUCCUGCAAAGAGGCACGCGUAUGCACAAAGUGGCAAUAAUGUUUUCACUCCGGUGGAGAAGGAGCUUGUUUUUGAUAUAGAUAUGACAGACUAUGAUGAUGUUAGAUAUUGCUGCUCUGGAGCUGAUGUUUGCUUAAAAUGCUGGACACUAAUGACAAUUGCCAUCAAAGUGAUUGAUCCUGCCCUCAGAGAUGAUUUUGGUUUUAAUCACAUUCUCUGGGUAUAUAGUGGUCGACGUGGUGUUCAUUGUUGGGUUUGUGAUCCGAAAGCAAGAAGGUUGACGAAUGAACAGAGGUCAUCUAUUGCUGAAUAUUUCCGUGUAUACAAGGGAAAUGAAAAUAGUCAGAAAAAGGUGUCUUUAACAAGUUCUGCCUUACAUCCGUUCCUUUUGAGAUCAUACAAAGUCCUGGAGGAAUUCUUUGAGGGAAAUUUGCUUUCAAAUCAAAGCUUAUUUUCAACUGAGGAGAGAUAUGAGAAGAUCUUAGAAAUGAUUCCUGAUGAAUCUAUUACUUCUGAACUACGGGGGAAGUGGCAAGACAACAAAAAGUCCUCCAUUUCAAAAGAAAACAUUAAUGUUGAUCGAUGGAAACAUGUAAAAAAGAUACUGAAAUCAGGAAAACAGAAGGCACCAGGACUGGGAAAGUGUGUUGAAGAGAUUGUAUUCUCUUUUAGUUACCCUCGACUCGAUAUGGAGGUUUCAAAACACAUGAACCAUUUGCUAAAAGCACCAUUCUGCAUACAUCCAAAGACAGGUCGUGUUUGUGUUCCUAUUGAUCCGAAUCGUUGCGAGGAAUUUGAUCCUACUGCAGUACCAACCCUCUCCAAGCUCUUAGAGGAAAUUAACAUGGGAGGUUUGGGAACAGAUGAUGAUGCAGAAUGGGAUAGAACCUCACUUGGAAAAUCAAUCAGGUUUUUCAGAUCAUCAUUCUUGCAGCCUCUACUAAAGUCUUGCAAGGAGGAGAUAGAAAAUUCUUACAAUGCAAAACUGCAACACUCAAAGACUUCUCUGACCUGGUAGUGCUUUUCUAAGUUUCUAAUCAGCUUGUAUCCGGCCAUUAGAGGUCCUCUUAUUUUAUGUAAAAUUAUUUUUUUAUGAGGUGCUAUAAUCAUGAUGAAAUUAUAUACCAUAUCUUGUCCAGAAAACAGGAUCAACGUGUUGUGUAGCUUGCUGGUACCUUUCUUUUGUUUACUGUAAACUGUGGUUAAUGCCCAUGCAAAAUUUCAUGUAGUACUCUGCUGCUACAAUAUUGCAACUUGCAAGAAUGCUUCACUUUUUUCAA
Quercus robur (English oak) is the source of this 1883-nucleotide messenger RNA. RefSeq lists its product as uncharacterized. Bases 245 to 1621 code for a protein of 458 amino acids. Gene Ontology annotation, cellular component: alpha DNA polymerase:primase complex. The transcript has 16 exons. Lineage: Eukaryota; Viridiplantae; Streptophyta; Magnoliopsida; Fagales; Fagaceae. The record is from RefSeq and is a predicted model, not a curated record. Gene Ontology annotation, biological process: DNA replication, synthesis of primer.